AUGUAUUCAAAAGAAAACAUUUGCAGAGGCAACAUGAUAAAAUUCGCUUUGGUUAUUUUGGCCGUUCUUGCCGUGACCAGCCCUCUGGAGGCUUUCACAGUUCCACGUACUGGAAACGGUGCUCUUGCUGACGAAUUGCAAAAAUUUGUCGAUCUAAUUCCUAUAAAAGAAAUUAUCGAAAUUGUUCACCGAUACAAAGCAGAAGAUAUUGAAUUCCAACAAGUACUCGAGUACUUCCAAUCAUAUGAAUUCAAAACCUUAAUCACUGAAAUCGAAAGUAUUCCUGAAUGGAUUCAUAUUCUGAACUAUGCACAGAGUGCUGGUCUCGACGCAUAUUACCUAGUCAACAAGGUCAAUGAAUAUUUACACUUGUCACCGCUCAAACCAAAUUCCCGUGCUACCAGAAAUAUUGGUGGAAUCCGUGGUUUCCUCGAUGAAAUCGAAGCUUUGAUACCUACGGACCAACUCAAGUCCCUUUACCUGGAGAGAGUGGCUAACUCUGCCGUUUUCGCUGAUUUCAACAGGAUGUUGGGAUCUCCUAUCGCUCAAACACUCGUCAAUAAGCUCUGCGCAAGCAUAAACUUUAAUAACUUCUUGACGAAGGCCAAGAAUUACGGUGUCCGCUUUGAUAUUAUAAGGGUAGACAUGGAAGAACGUUUGGGACUUACAGUUCCUUGUUAAUUAUAUAUUAAUAGUUUCUUUCUCUUUUUUUAAGUAGCUUGUUAAGU
Apis laboriosa (Himalayan honeybee) is the source of this 728-nucleotide messenger RNA. Its product is annotated as protein G12-like. NCBI's taxonomy places the organism in Eukaryota, Metazoa, Arthropoda, Insecta, Hymenoptera, Apidae. The coding region runs from base 1 to 681 and encodes 226 amino acids. The record is from RefSeq and is a predicted model, not a curated record. The transcript has 2 exons.